Messenger RNA from Xyrauchen texanus (razorback sucker), 1652 nucleotides. RefSeq names its product probable N-acetyltransferase 14. Lineage: Eukaryota; Metazoa; Chordata; Actinopteri; Cypriniformes; Catostomidae. Bases 298 to 1164 code for a protein of 288 amino acids. The transcript is spliced from 3 exons. The record is from RefSeq and is a predicted model, not a curated record. Gene Ontology annotation, molecular function: N-acetyltransferase activity.
AAUCCACAGAUAAAAUCUUGAGACGAUAGGCUCCAUUACAAUUUAGAGUUUAUCCACAACGUGCGCAUGCGCACAAGAGUCAACAGUUUUAUCUCCAUGUGCCCCUUUCCACUACGCAGUUUGCGCAGGGUCGUUUUCACGGUUGAGGAUAGGUUGAAAUCAUACUUCAUGUUCGAAGAGACAACGCUGUUUCCUUAACUCCUUCAAAUAUUGCAAGUAACAGGCUUCUGUGGACGUAUUCCCACAUUUCCUCACGUUGCAUUUCCCCCCGCGUCUCUGAAUAUUAGGUUAAAUGCAAUGGUUAGACUGGACCUUGGCGAUGUAGUCCUCCGACGGAUGCAGGAGAAAGACAUUGAAGCUGUGAAGGCUCUUAUCAAGGAGGGAUGUGAGGGAACAGAAAAUCGCCUGGUUCUUCACCUUCUUACCCGUCCGCUUGCUCUCUUCAUGCUCGCCACUCUCUCCUCCAUCCUCCGCUGUGUGCUACACUCUUUUAUCAUGGCCUUGGUCAUUCCUGUGUUCAUUCUCAUCAUCUACCUCAAACUCACCAUACCACGAUCGGUGGGCAUCCUAGGUUCCAGCAGGCCAUACUGGGACUAUGUGGCCAGCAGUUACGGCGCAGACGCCGAGCCAGAUCUACCCAAUCCUCACUUGGGCAGAGCCAAACUGAUCGCCAACCAGGAGAAAACCAGACGCUCUAAAAAAGCCAAAAAAAAUGUGGAUAAAGAGAAGACAACUGAAAGAGAGCAUUUGGAUGAGGAUGAGCUCAAGGACAGGGCGACGGUUGCUGGAGAGGUGUGGGUGGCGGACUCUGAUGGGGAGAUUAUGGGGUGUGUGGCUAGAGACGGCUGGGGUCGGGAUGGUGUAUGUCGGAUCUGCAGGCUGGUGGUCCAAAGCUGGUACCGCAGAGAGGGACUGGGCAGAUUGAUGGUACAGGGUUUGGAAUCCAAAGUAAAGCAGAGUGGAAUAUGCCGGGUUUAUGCCCAUGUGCCCUUUCCUUCCAGAGCGGGAGAGGUUUUCUUCAGGAGGCUGGGCUACCGUAUGCAGGGUGAGACUGCAGGGACUGGUGGAGAGGAAGAUGAUGACUAUGAAGAGCCAGAGAAGGGUUUUCUGGGGUUCCCUCUAACAAAAGUGUUUGUUAAGGAUCUAUUAGAACAGAAGUCUUAACUAGUAUUUAGAUGAAAAGAAUAAAAACCCUCAUAAUUUUACACAUCUUUCCAGUGAAGACAAAGUCAGAAACUCAAAGAACAUCUCUCGCUUUGCAACAAUGCAUGUUAUGUUGUAUAAGUCAUAAAUAUAUUAAUAAUAAAAUGUAUAUUGUUCUACAAGAGUAUUUUUAGCAUUGUUGAACAUUGCAUAUUCCAUCUCUGGGUUUCAGAGCCCAAGCCAUGAAGGUUUCAGUUAAGCCUGUGGAGGAGUGACUGAAGAUUAUUAGUGGGCUGACUCAUUGGUUAUAGCGCUAAAUGGUUUGCACUAUAACCAGUUUUGUUGUUUUAUUUUUUUAUUUUUAAGAGCGGCUGAAGAGAAUAAAUUAUUUACUGGUUUUUAUUUAUUUACUUUGUUUAUUGUGUGUUUAUUAUAAUAUUGUGAACUUGAGUAAUUGAAAACUUUUUGUAUGUUUCCCUUCAGUGUUGAGGAAUAAGCGCUAAGCUUUU